Molecule: messenger RNA, 902 nt
Organism: Callorhinchus milii (elephant shark)
Lineage: Eukaryota; Metazoa; Chordata; Chondrichthyes; Chimaeriformes; Callorhinchidae
Gene: metrnla
Product: meteorin like, glial cell differentiation regulator a
Exons: 2
Coding region: 57-398 (113 amino acids)
Molecular function (GO): hormone activity
Source: RefSeq, a predicted model, not a curated record
UUUUCUCUUCUUCCUUUCCAGCUCCUUGCUGCCCGUGCAAUGACUCAGAGGUCCUGAUGGCAGCUUGCACGAGUGACUUUGUGGUCCGUGGAAGCAUUCGCUCUGUGACCCAUGACCCACUGCAGGAGAAAUCUACGAUAGAAGUCUUUGCAGACAAGAUCUACAGACAGAAAAGCAGAACGUUCCAGCCCGUCGGGAAGAGCGGGAGGUGGCUGGGACAUAUAAAGACAUUGCUACAAUGUGGAGUCAAGGAGGGAGAAGGAGACUUUCUCUUUACGGGCAGCAUGCACUUUAGUGAGGCUCAACUGGGCUGUGCUCCUCGAUAUAAAGACUUCAGGAGGAUAUACAAAGUGGCCAGAGACAGAGGAGAAAACCCCUGUGAUGUGGCCACAAACUAAAGUAACUCUGUGAUCGGAGGACGGUGGGGUGGGCAUUCUGGAAGGAUGAGAUCAAAUGAGCCGAAGAGUCUUUCUUCAUCCAAACCUGUCUUGUGAACUCUUUUAUGACUGAAUGUGGUGGAAUCGGUCUCGACACCCGUAGAGCUGACUUAUCCAGUCACUGUGCUACAUGAGUAGACAUCAGAGUUGCUUUCAUAUAGAUUUUCAGUUAACCCCAUUCAUUUCUCUAAACAAACAAACAAACCAUGAUCAAAACUGCCUUAAAAUGUCAAUACUAAUGAACUUCAGUGUCUUAAAAGAACGUGAAUGUAGCAUAGGCGUGUAUAUUAUGUACAAAGAUUUACUGUGAUAUGUAGAAACGGAAGCUUUGUGAUGAAGCUGAUGUACAGUGCUGUUUGUUCUGACAGACAUUAUGAAGACAGAAAUGUUUCUAGGAGAAUGUACAGUGCCAGCUGUCGCCGGGCCUGUUAAUUGUUAAUUAAAAGCAUUCCAGAGAAGCAGCUA